Ictalurus punctatus (channel catfish) is the source of this 3337-nucleotide messenger RNA. It is a transcript of the gene skor1a, whose product is annotated as SKI family transcriptional corepressor 1a. Gene Ontology annotation, cellular component: nucleus; transcription regulator complex. The record is from RefSeq and is a predicted model, not a curated record. Lineage: Eukaryota; Metazoa; Chordata; Actinopteri; Siluriformes; Ictaluridae. The transcript has 9 exons. Gene Ontology annotation, biological process: negative regulation of transcription by RNA polymerase II; negative regulation of BMP signaling pathway. The coding region runs from base 361 to 2646 and encodes 761 amino acids. Gene Ontology annotation, molecular function: RNA polymerase II cis-regulatory region sequence-specific DNA binding; SMAD binding; DNA-binding transcription factor activity, RNA polymerase II-specific.
UAAUAUUCCGCGUGGCUCGUGCGUCUGUGGGUGUGUCCUGUCCUUAUUUUCGUCUGUUCCCCUCAUUCAGUCUGACAAGAAGUGGCCCGGACUGCCAUGUGGUCGCUCGAUGCUGUGUGCUUGAGGCAAAUGGAAAUGUUUGCCCUAAUACUCUGAGAGAGAGAGAGAGAGAGAGAGAGAGAGAGAGAGAGAGAGAGAGAGAGAGAGAGAGAGAGAGAGAGAGAGAGACUGUACUGCACGGCGUCUCUCAUUGCGUUGUUGGACAUCUGGAGGACGGUUAUUGCUCUGCUCCUUGCAAUAAUUCGGCGUGAUCGAGUCAUUCUUUCUUGCUUUCGUUUCGUAAUAAAGGAUUUCCAGGGAAUGGAGCCGAUAAGCGCGCCGCUUGCCUCGGGACCGGAUGCCAGCUCUCCGCAGCACUCUAAACGGGAUGUCUCUCCUUUCUCCGGCGGCGCAUCGCUGAAACCCAACCAAGUGAGCGAGACGUCUCUGUACGGUGUGCCCAUCGUGUCUCUGGUCAUAGACGGUCAGGAGCGGCUGUGUCUGGCCCAAAUCUCCAACACUCUCCUUAAGAGCUACAGCUACAACGAAAUUCACAACCGGCGCGUCGCUCUCGGUAUCACGUGCGUGCAGUGCACACCGGUUCAGUUGGAGAUCCUGAGGCGCGCCGGUGCCAUGCCCAUUUCCUCGCGCCGCUGCGGGAUGAUCACCAAACGGGAGGCAGAAAGGCUGUGCAAGUCGUUUCUGGGCGCUCACUCGCCGCCAAAGCUGCCGGAGAACUUCGCGUUCGACGUCUCGCACGAAUGCGCGUGGGGCUGCAGAGGCAACUUUAUCCCAGCCAGGUAUAACAGCUCACGCGCCAAGUGCAUCAAGUGCUCGUACUGCAGCAUGUACUUCUCUCCGAACAAGUUCAUAUUCCACUCCCACCGCACGCCCGAGUCCAAAUAUACACAGCCAGACGCAGCGAAUUUUAAUUCCUGGAGGCGCCACCUGAAACUUGCGGACAAGCACGUGCCCGAUGACAUCUCUCACGCUUGGGAGGACGUGAAGGCCAUGUUCAAUGGGGGUAGCAGGAAAAGGACGAUGCCCGGAAGCGGGUGCGAGAUGUCGCCUCUCAAAACACAAGGCCCGGGCCGUGUCAGGCAGGCCGCUUCUCCGGAAAUCCCGCACAAAACCCUACGCUGCGACGACGAGCGCGCGAAUCUUGGCCUACCCAAUGGCGCGCGCAAUUACCCGGUCAUUCCGGUGCCCAGCAAAAGCUUUGGCAUGCUUCAGAAAAUCCCACCGCCCCUCUUCCCUCAUCCGUACGGUUUCUCCCCGUUCGGUUUGUGCCAGAAGAAAGACGACGGCACGAACGAGCAAAACAAGACCGGCGUACCGGGUGUGUUUUGGGCAGGCACGAAGGACAGCCUGUAUCCGUCGUUCCCCAUGUUCUGGCCCACGACGGGCGCACUGCCCCUGCCGCCCUAUCCGCACGCACAGCAAAAACCGCACGAGCUCACCGGAAGCCGCCAGAGUGAGGCAGAUGUUGCCGAGCACGAGCGUUCAAGAAGCAUCACUCCCAGAGACACCGAGCGCUGCUCGAGCUCACAGUCGCUCGAGGACAAAUCCGCCGACGAGCUGAGGUCGACUGAGGGUCACGCGACAUCUCCGCCACGGAAGUCUAGCUACGUUUCCGCGUUCAGGCCCGUCAUAAAGGACGCAGAGAGCAUAGCCAAGCUCUACGGCAACCGGGACGCGUAUGCGGGGCCGCCCGCGGGUCACCUGUCCCCGGACUUUGUCAGCGAGACUUCAAGCUACAGGUCUGCUUCACCGGAAGCCGACAGCGGAGGAGAACCGGAAGUGGACGUGGAGUCCAACCGGGAGACACAUGAUGACGACGAGGAGUCCGUUCAGCUAUCUGUGGAGGACCGGCAGAGUCCAUUGAGGCAGAUCAUGUCCCGGGAGGGUCACGGAGAAGAAGUGAGGGAAAGCAGAGAGGAAGAGGAGGCGGAGGAGGAAGAAGAGGACAGACACGAGGACACGGAUGAAGACAGGCUGAGUGACAGAGCGCCGAAAUGUAACGACACUCCAACAUAUGAUGUGUGUGCUGCUGAAAAGGACGCAGGGCUUUCACUGAACUCUCCGCCUGUUCCCGGUCCUAAAUAUCCUCCAGUCCAGGAAUCACACAAUUCACACAGAUUCAGUCGUGCUGUUGUGCUCGAGGAUGAUUGGGAAUCGCAGAAAUCUCGUCACGACCAAGUGAGCGUUUCUAAAGAAACUGAGCUUGAAGGUGCAUCGAGGACUGAUGGCAGAUUGCAGUUAAUUGAAAAAGAUAUCGAGCACAUGGCGAAAGAGGAACUCCAAAAACAGCUGAUGGAGCAAAUGGAGCUUAGGAAGAAAAUGGAACGGGAGUUUCAAAACCUGAAAGAUAAUUUUCAGGACCAGAUGAAGAGGGAGCUAUCUUAUCGAGAGGAGAUGGUGCAGCAGCUGCAAAUAGUCAGAGACACUUUGUGCAACGAGUUGGAUCAAGAGAGAAAGGCUCGAUAUGCAAUUCAGCAGAAGCUAAAAGAAGCUCACGACGCUCUACACCACUUCUCCUGCAAGAUGCUCACUCCACGCCACUGCACAGGGACGUGCACAUUUAAACCGCCUCUACUGCCACCUUAAUCUGAAUCCCCACACUGGAGGACUACAAUGGAUUCUACACACAUGAAAACCAAAAGACCUCUUCAAUACAUGUUAAAAGCACUGAACUUUCCAAGGACUGAAAAUGUGCGACCUUCUCAAAAGAUCUAAUGGCGUCUCUUGAGUUCUGCUAAAAACAGAACUGAAAUGGACAUGGAUGUUUCUUCUCUGAAUCGAGCAAGCCAGCAGAACAAUGAGAUGAGACUGGAAUUGUUCUAAAUAUAUGUACAAUAGAAUACUAAUAUGAACUCGUUCAAAGCUUUUCUCUUUUUUUUUUUCUUCCUUAAAAAGCCACGAAUACAUAAAGUGGCACUGUGCAAUGAAUUGUGAAAUCUCACAGCAUUCUUAAAUGGUCACUACUUGUGUGUUUUUAUGUUGUAUUUAUUCCAAAUUGAUUCACUGAUGUGUUCUCCCAAAUGGAUUGUAUCUGUAUAAGCACUUUAAAUGAGAAAUGAUAAAGACCUACCUAUUCCAAAUUGAAUCUACCUUAAAUUAAAGAUGUUUACCAUGUUUGUGUAUACAGAAUAAAUCUGACCACGCAUUUAGUCCACCUUUCCCAGACACAUAGCUCAGACUUUGGGAAAAUGGUACUAAUCUACAUAUAUGUGAUUACUUGGCUGUGUACUAUGACUUUUGAAGUGUAUUUUCAAGAAUAAAAUGAUUUCUUUCUUCA